Messenger RNA from Cinara cedri, 1010 nucleotides. NCBI's taxonomy places the organism in Eukaryota, Metazoa, Arthropoda, Insecta, Hemiptera, Aphididae. The record is from the annotation of a GenBank genome assembly.
AUGAUAUUGCCAUAUGAAAAAAGUAAGUUGUAUUACGCAUACACGUAAAAAAAAGUGUUAAAAAUUUGAAAUUUGUCUGAAAAUGUAUAUUUGAGUACUCCCUAUCAUUCCCUAAAAAAUCGAUUUCAAUACUAGGUCAUCAAACUGAAAUAUUUAGUGAUACCUCUUUGCGUGAACUUAGCACUGUAUAUUUGUAUAAAUAUAUCUAUAUUUGUUUAUUUUAUUUUCUAACGGAUUUACUUUAUUUUCAUAUAAUUUUAUAAACUUUAAGGUCUUAUUAGAAAUCUAAAUUUGUACCUAUAUGUAAACUAAUAAGAUAUGAUUUGUAUUUUUAUAUUAGACACAAAAUGAGUACUCACUUAACAAAUACCUACAAACAAUAUUUUAUUAAUUAAUAUUUUUAUUUUAUUAAGGACAAUAAACAUAAAUGUUAUAUGAUAAGUAGACUUUUACUUUAAAUAAAAAAUAAACAUAAAUGAUUGUAACACAACUGGAUAAUAUAUAAUAUUGCAUAAAUAUUUUUCUCGUGAUUUUUUUUUUUUUUUUAUGCAAACAGGUUAAUUGUCUCAUUGAGGCUCAACGAAGGCUCAAAUACUACGUUCGAUGCCGAUAAAACAUGUUUGAGUGUUUCGUCAAUCGUCCCGUUCGGAUGGUCGACGUCUUUAUCUCCCAUCACCGUUACUCGUGAUGGAGACUUUUUGACGCUCGACACGCGGGAUUCAUCGCCGCAAAAUCAGUCGACGGGAAAUUCGUCGCCGCUCGCGGCCACGAACAUUUCCACCCGUUUCUGGGCCACGAAAUCUCCCACGGUGGUUGCCGUGCGUUAUCAGAGCGAGUUUCGGUCAUCCGCAGUUGACCGUUACCGAAUACCAAGAAGGGCCUAUAGCGAUUUUUUGGCGCUCUCAACCUCUACCACCGUUUCAUUCCGAAAGCCGCCGUGCUCCAAGCUCCAUUUUACGACCAUUCCGUUUCUAUCAAAAGGACGGACGGUCCGUCGGUUUGGUCGCUAA